UGUUUUGUCCCUGCAGUCACAUCUGAUGGGGCUUUUUAUUAUUUGUGGAAUGAAAAGCUAAAUUAAACCUGACGAAAAAAAGCAGAGGGAGCAGGGGCAGGAUUGAUUUACUCGCUGUAUUGGUAAAUAUGACCACGUGAUCCAUGUAACCAAUCCCUGUAGAUGCAGGCCAAGCAAAAAUACUAUGAUUGUUCAUAGAGGGAAGCUUCUCCUAACAGUGCGAGCCUUAUUAUAAGAGUAGGAAGAGAUGAAAAAUGUCUUCCAGUGGAACUCUCAGUAACUGCUAUGUGGACGCGUUGAUGGGGCAGGAGCCGGAGGAUGUGUACGGAGCUCGCUUUCUUCAGCCUCCACACAUGGUGAACCCGAGGCCGUCAGGUGCCGGGGACAACGCAGACUUCUCCUCCUGCAAUUUUGCACCAAAGUCCGCCGUUUUCUCCUCGUCAUGGUCCUCUGUUCACCCGCAGGGGAUUUAUCACCCGUACGUGCACCACCACCACCACCACCAGUCCCACCUCCCCGCCUCGGAUAGCAGAUAUGUCGGCGUCCGCUCCUGGAUGGACCCCAUCUCCAACCACGUUUCUUUUUCCGGAUUCCACUCCGGUAGCCGCUCCUACGGAACAAAACUGGACGCCUUGCCACCGAAAUCUACCGAGUGUGACUCUUUGGAGGCAGAAAGUCGUCCGCAAACUGGAGAAUUCACGCACGGAGUAUCGGAGUGUCCAGAAAAGUCGAGUAAAGAGCACAGUGGAAGUGAGCUUUCGAGCCACAGCGAGCCCAAAGAGGAGAAACAACAACAACUUGACCCAAAUAACCCUGCAGCAAACUGGAUCCACGCGCGCUCAACGAGAAAGAAGCGCUGCCCGUACACCAAAUAUCAGACUUUGGAGCUGGAGAAGGAGUUCCUCUACAACAUGUAUCUGACCAGAGACCGGCGCUAUGAAGUGGCCCGCAUACUCAGUUUAACCGAGAGACAAGUGAAGAUCUGGUUCCAGAACAGGAGGAUGAAGAUGAAGAAGAUGAACAGAGAGAGAGGCAGCAAGGAUCACUUGUGAAAUCUCUACUGCGUUUGAAGCCUUCUGGACAAUUGUAUUGUUUUUGGUAGGAGCCACGGUAGCCAUUUUAUAUAAUUUUAUUAGACCCUCGUAAUAUUGCGUGUCAUGUCAUAAUAUGUUGGCUAAAACACAGACAGGAUCUGCCAACAAACCGUCUGAAUCUGUUUCCUAACUUUUAGGAACCACACCCUGGGACGUUGAAGCAGUUUGUCAUUUUUGUUGAACAUUACGCACAGUAGGAACGUGUCUCUGUGUAGAAUAUUGCUUUCAUAGUUGUCAAAAAUUGUAUAUAAAACACUCUCAAAGCUAAA
Molecule: messenger RNA, 1363 nt
Organism: Notolabrus celidotus (New Zealand spotty)
Lineage: Eukaryota; Metazoa; Chordata; Actinopteri; Labriformes; Labridae
Gene: hoxd9a
Product: homeobox D9a
Exons: 2
Coding region: 255-1052 (265 amino acids)
Biological process (GO): regulation of transcription by RNA polymerase II; DNA-templated transcription; anterior/posterior pattern specification
Cellular component (GO): nucleus
Molecular function (GO): DNA-binding transcription factor activity, RNA polymerase II-specific; RNA polymerase II cis-regulatory region sequence-specific DNA binding
Source: RefSeq, a predicted model, not a curated record